AUGAGGCUCACACUUUCGUUUCUUCUCAACGUUUCGCUGUCGCUUGCGCAGCUGACGACAUCGUCGCUCGAGAAGCACGUUGACUCGGCGACUCUCGCCCACUCUUACAACCCCGUCAAGGAGGCCUACUGGACUGGCUACCCUCACCACCGUCGAACUCCCUUCGCUCUCUCGCCCGAUGGCAAGACGGCCUACCUCGCUUAUCUCGAUGCCAGUGAGACGGACGUGCACGUCCAGCCCAUCAACCCCACUACUUUUGCUGCCACGGGCACCUCCGUCACUAUCAAGGGCGCCAAAGAGGCCGGUGGUCUCGUCGCCCACGACGAUGGUUUCGCCCUGUUGACCAACGAGGCUCUUCCCUCCGGCACCUCUAACGCCCCUGCCGGCAACACCCCCGUUCCUGUUCUUUACCGUUACAACGCUGCUGGCACGCAAUCCUGGAAGACCUUCCUCGGAGGCCCCGGUGUUGAUGCUGAGAACGGCCUUGUCGCCUCGCCCGAUCUCAACGGUGACCUUGUCUUCUCCGCUGAGGCUGGCUACUACGCCGCUUACUUUGUCGUGACUGCCUACAGCGGCUGGGCCGAGGGUCACUUUGGCGAUGCCAUCCGCUACGUCAAGCCUGAUGGCACUCUCGAGAACAUCCCCGGCGCUUCGUCCUCGUGGGGCUGCAGCCACAACACCGGCAUUGCCUUUGAGGCUGCCGAUGCCCCUCCCUACGCGUCCAUCUGUGCCGAGGACCAGGGCGCCAUCUGGCUCAACACCAAGACGCAGGGCAUGGGCAACAACGGCGUCAAGGUCUCCAACGAGAAGGUCAUCAACGGUGGCAGCAACGAGCCCAUGGGCGGAACCAGUGGUAGCUACAGCGGUCUCGCCCGUUUCGGCUCUGCCAGCGAGUACAUCUUCUCCUGGGUCUCGCGCGGCGCCAUCGACCUGACGACCAACGACUGGAUGGGCGCUGGCUACACCAAGUCGGCGAACCGCACCAGCAACCGCAACGUUGCCAUCGCCCUCUUUUCCGACAAGUCGACCAUCGUCGGUGAGCAGGCUACGUCUGUUGUCGGCGCCGCCGAUGGUGACAAGCAGAUCAACUGGGUCACCGAGGGCACCGCCGACUGCUCCAAUGCCCACGUCGCCGCCUUUGACGCCUCGCAGGCCCUCGUCACUUGGGAGGAAAUCGCCAGCCCCAUCUGCGACUUUGAGGCCAUGGGCUGCCGCGGCAAGUUCACCGGCACCCACUACCAGCUCGUCAACAAGGCCGGCGAGAAGGUCGGCAGCCCCAUCGAGUCCCUCGACACCACCGUCUCCGGCGACCUGGUCACCAUGUCGGACGGCAGGAUCUGCUGGCCCUAUGUCAACAUGGAGUGGCGCCUCGACGCCGUCACCCGCGCCCUGCCCGCCUCGACCACGAGCGACAUCUCGUUCGCCUGUAUCAGUCUCGGCGGUGCAAGCUCCCCCGCCGAGCCCGUGCCCGAGACCCCUGCCUCCUCCGCCGCGGCCGCCCCCGUCUCCUCCGCUGCCGAGACCGAGGCUGCCGCUCCCGUUGAGACUGAGGCCGCUGCCCCCGUAGUUUCUGCCCCUGCCGCGUCCGAGCCCCGUGUUGCCGAGUCCGCUGCACCCGCCUUCAGGCUCGGCUUUGAAGCAAUUUGA
Verticillium alfalfae VaMs.102 is the source of this 1647-nucleotide messenger RNA. RefSeq lists its product as hypothetical. The coding region runs from base 1 to 1647 and encodes 548 amino acids. The record is from RefSeq and is a predicted model, not a curated record. NCBI's taxonomy places the organism in Eukaryota, Fungi, Ascomycota, Sordariomycetes, Glomerellales, Plectosphaerellaceae. The transcript is spliced from 2 exons.